GAUUCAGAAUUAAGAAACGCUAUGCCAUAAGAUUUGUGUUGCUGACGUGAUCAACGGAACUCCAAGGAGAUGGAUCGACCGCCGUGGCGGAGACUCGAGGGCAAGGUAGUGAUGGUCACCGGCGCCUCCUCCGGCAUCGGCCGCGAGAUCUGCCUCGACCUCGCCGCCGCCGGCUGCAGGGUCGUCGCUACCGCUCGCCGGAUCGAUCGCCUUCGAUCCCUCUGCGACGAGAUCGACGGCCCCGGUUCGCCGUUGCCGCCACCUUCCUCCUCCUUCUCGGCCCGCUCCGCCGCGCGGUCCGUGGCCGUUGAGCUCGACGUGAGCACCGGGGGAUCCGUGAUCGAGGCAGCGGUCCAGAGGGCGUGGGACGCCGUCGGCCGCAUCGAUGCGUUGAUCAACAAUGCAGGGGUUCGAGGUGGUGUUUACUCCCCACUAGAUUGGCCGGAAGAGGACUGGAAUGCCACUUUUGCAACUAAUCUGACUGGCUUAUGGCUAGUAACCAAGUAUGUAUGCAAACAGAUGGUUAAUGCAAAGCUGAAAGGAACUGUGAUCAACAUUUCUUCUAUUUCUGGCCUCAAUCGUGGGAAGUUGCCUGGAGCCAUAGCAUAUGCUGUCUCAAAGGAAGGUGUUAAUGCAAUUACUAAGGUUAUGGCUUUGGAAAUGGGAGUCCAUAACAUCAGAGUGAACUCAAUAAGCCCUGGGAUAUUCAAAUCUGAGAUAACAGAGAGCCUCGUGCGGAAAAAGUGGAUCAAUAAGGUUGCAACAAAGAUAAUCCCUUUGAGAACAUUUGGUACAUCAGAUCCGGCAAUUACAUCAGUCGUCCGCUAUCUGAUCCAUGACUCAUCUGAAUAUGUAACUGGAAAUAUCUUCAUCGUUGAUGCAGGUGCCACUCUACCAGGGUUUCCCGUCACCUCCAAUAAAAAGCGCCCGAUCUUUCACCCUUGUUUUCCUUCGCCGCGUGCCAGGGUUUCGUCCUCCUCUCGCUCUUCCCGGUCUAUCGCUCUUGCAAUGGCGGCGCCGAAGAAAGUGAGGGCAGCGAGCCGGAACCCUAGCCUGAUUCGAGGCAUCGGGAAGUUCUCGAGGUCGAAGAUGUACCAUAAACGCGGGAUCUGGGCCAUCAAGGCCAAGAACGGCGGCUCCUUCCCCCACCACGACCCGAAGCCCGCGGAGCCCGCGCAGUCGUCCGCGAAGCCCCCGAAGUUCUACCCCGCGGACGAUGUCAAGACUCCCAUCCCCAAUCGCCGCAAGCCCAAACCUACGAAGCUCAGGGCAAGCAUCACUCCGGGGACUGUUCUGAUCCUUCUCGCUGGUAGGUUCAUGGGAAAGAGGGUCGUCUUCCUGAAGCAGCUGCCUUCCGGACUUCUUCUGGUUACCGGCCCCUUUAAGAUUAAUGGAGUGCCUCUAAGAAGAGUAAAUCAAUCUUACGUCAUUGCGACAUCUACCAAGGUUGACAUAUCGGGAGUCAAUGCUGACAAGUUCCAUGACAAAUACUUCGCCAAGGAGAAAAAGGAGAAGACAAAGAAGGGGGAAGGUGAAUUUUUCGAGACUGAAAAAGAGGAAACCAAGUCUCUCCCUCAGGAGAAGAAGGAUGACCAAAAGGCUGUGGAUGGCCCAUUGAUAAAAGCCAUCGAAGCAGUCCCAGACUUGAAGGCCUACUUAGGUGCUAGAUUUUCGCUUAGGUCAGGAAUGAAACCUCAUGAGCUUGUCUUCUAAAUAUAAAAGUUUUUUCUCCAUUUCUGUUUGAUACAAUUCUAUUUUUCAAACUAGUUGGUAUGUGCAAUACUUUUGACUGUCAAGAAGAAUCUCGAGUUUUUGUUUCGUGCUCA
This is a messenger RNA of Musa acuminata AAA Group (dessert banana), 1826 nucleotides long. RefSeq lists its product as uncharacterized. Gene Ontology annotation, cellular component: ribosome. NCBI's taxonomy places the organism in Eukaryota, Viridiplantae, Streptophyta, Magnoliopsida, Zingiberales, Musaceae. The transcript has 7 exons. Gene Ontology annotation, biological process: translation. The coding region runs from base 70 to 1713 and encodes 547 amino acids. The record is from RefSeq and is a predicted model, not a curated record. Gene Ontology annotation, molecular function: oxidoreductase activity; structural constituent of ribosome.